Drosophila innubila is the source of this 2023-nucleotide messenger RNA. RefSeq names its product segmentation protein Runt (gene run). Gene Ontology annotation, biological process: regulation of DNA-templated transcription. Bases 2 to 1666 code for a protein of 554 amino acids. Gene Ontology annotation, cellular component: nucleus. The transcript is spliced from 2 exons. Gene Ontology annotation, molecular function: DNA-binding transcription factor activity, RNA polymerase II-specific; ATP binding; RNA polymerase II cis-regulatory region sequence-specific DNA binding. The record is from RefSeq and is a predicted model, not a curated record. NCBI's taxonomy places the organism in Eukaryota, Metazoa, Arthropoda, Insecta, Diptera, Drosophilidae.
AAUGCAUUUGCCCGCUGGACCCACAAUGGUGGCCAAUACGACCGCCCACACACAGGUGCUGGCUGCGGCGGCAGCAGCGGCGGCGGCAGCGGCAGCGGCGGCGGUUGCCACAAAUGUUAGCCAGGGCAAUAUCAGCACACAUUCGGCCAGCAGCACGGGCAGCUCCACGCCGGACAACAACAACAGCAGCAGCAGCAGCAGCAACAACAACAACAACAACAGCAGCAGCAAUAAUAACAACAACAGCAGCAGCAACAACAACUCCAGCUCGAACAACAACACAAACUCGGCGAAAAUGCCGAGCUCCAUGACAGACAUGUUCGCCAGCCUGCACGAAAUGCUGCAGGAAUAUCACGGCGAAUUGGCGCAAACGGGUUCGCCGUCGAUCCUCUGCAGUGCGCUGCCCAAUCACUGGCGCUCCAACAAAUCGCUGCCGGGCGCCUUCAAGGUGAUCGCACUGGACGAUGUGCCGGACGGAACGCUCGUGUCGAUCAAGUGCGGCAACGAUGAGAAUUAUUGCGGCGAAUUGCGCAAUUGCACCACGACGAUGAAGAAUCAGGUGGCGAAGUUUAAUGAUCUGCGCUUCGUGGGACGUUCGGGCAGGGGCAAAUCCUUUACGCUGACCAUCACCAUUGCCACGUAUCCGGUGCAGAUAGCCAGCUACAGUAAAGCCAUCAAAGUAACGGUCGACGGGCCGCGGGAGCCAAGAAGUAAGCAAAGCUAUGGCUAUCCACAUCCCGGCGCCUUUAAUCCCUUCAUGCUGAAUCCGGCGUGGCUCGAUGCCGCUUAUAUGACGUACGGCUAUGCGGAUUACUUCCGUCACCAGCAGGCAGCCGCCGCUGCAGUGCAUCAUCCGGCGCUGUCCAAGGCAGCCACAUCGCCCAAUGGCAGCGCCAGUGGCGUUGUUUCGCCCGGUGCCGUCGGCUCUGGCGCUGCUGCCAGCGUGGCUGCCACAGCUGCCACAACCGCCGAUUAUCCGGCAACAGCGGUUGCGGGUGUGGCUGCCGUACCGCCUGCCUCCAUGAUGCCAUCGCCGCCGGGCGGCGCACCAGCCGCUGCCUAUGCGAUGCCGCAGUUCCCCUUCAAUCAUGUGGCAGCCGCAGCCGCAGCAGCCGCUCACCAGCAUCAACAUCCGCAUCCGCAUCCGCAUUCGCAUCCGCAUGCGAGUCAAAAGUCCACGCCGCACGCCUUCCAUCCGUACAAUUUUGCGGCAGCGGCAGGAUUGCGGGCACGCAACGCGGCAGCUGUGGCACUGCAUCAUGUGGCAGAUGCGGCCCACAUGAGUCCCGCCUCGUCGCGUCCCUCGAGCUCCUCGCCAACGCCCCAUGUGCUGCUCAAGCUGAACACAUCGAUUGAGACGAGCUCCAUACACGAACAGUCCGCCUCGGAUGCGGACUCCGAUGAUGAGCAGAUCGAUGUGGUCAAGUCGGAGUAUGAGCUGGACAAGUCCAUCGAUUCCACGCGCAGCUCACCCACCCAGCAAAUCUCUGUGCCCCUUCGCAUGCGCUGUGAUCUCAAGGCGCCCUCCGCCCUCAAGCCUCUCUAUCAUGAAUCUGCGGCAGCGGCGGCAGCUCCACGUCAAGCGUCACCGGAGACGACGCUGCCGGCGGCAACGAAGCUGAAGAGCGCCGCCGUACAGCAGAAGACUGUGUGGAGACCCUAUUAAACACACACACACACACACACUACCCAACACACACACACACAGAGUGAUAGUUCGAAUGGAUGCAGAAAGCAGGCGCAGAGCGGCAGCAACAUUGUGAUAUAGUCAUAUAAGUUAGACACGUCCACGGCAGAGCACAGCACAAAAGUAAGAGAGAGAGAGAGAGAGAGGAUGCAAGAAAGGACUCCGGCCGGCAAACGGAGCGCAACAGGAUAUACUCGCAUAUAUCCCAACACGGAUAAGGGAAAGGAUAAUGGAAAGUGCGGCGAGCUCCCUCGAAGUUUUAUGCUCGAUUCAUAAAAUCGUGCGUUGAGUUCGUUACACACGCACACACACACACACACACACACAUUGCAAUAC